Messenger RNA from Thrips palmi, 2984 nucleotides. Its product is annotated as SID1 transmembrane family member 1-like. Bases 162 to 2645 code for a protein of 827 amino acids. The transcript is spliced from 16 exons. The record is from RefSeq and is a predicted model, not a curated record. Gene Ontology annotation, cellular component: membrane. NCBI's taxonomy places the organism in Eukaryota, Metazoa, Arthropoda, Insecta, Thysanoptera, Thripidae.
CCUUUGCUCUUUUGUCUGCCUCUUGUGCGAAUGAAUCACAUCAUUCUUGCUUCGACCUGUGUUAUCGUUAUCUCUGUCUAGUUCAUUCACGGCGUGCACAGCUGGGCUGUCUCCGUGCCAUGUCUGGAUGAAGCUGUCAGCCUUAACAUUACGCCUACGACAUGUCGAAGUGGGGAAUAUGUUUGAUUUCCCUUUUCACUCUCCAGUGCUGCGUCGUUCGCUGUCAAUCAUCUGACAAUGGUGGUAUCAAGACACAGGUCAUUAGUAAUGCAGAAGUGGGCAAAAUCUAUUCCGACUUUUCCGUGAACUCGACAAUUGAGUAUCUGUUUCAGUUCCGGUCUCUCCAGUUCAAAACACAAGGGCUCAAUAAUAAGUCACGACCUGCUCGGGUGACUGUUGAGUGUCUUGAUGCUACGCGUGCCUUGCCAGUUUUGGUAGUGCUGCGACAAGCGAAGGGAGUUCUGUCAUGGCAGUUGCCGCUAAUUGUUCCCACUAAACAUGACAAGGUCGAAUAUCAUCGAACAUCAAGAACACUUUGUCCAAAUAGUAAUUAUCAGAGGGCAGCACUCUACAAUGGAGGACCAUUUAACAGUUUCUCUUCUGAGAUUGGGGAGGAGGUUGACAUAAUUAUUUCAUCAUCAUCUUCUCAAAACUUAACAUUUAUGUUAAAAUUAGAAUUAGAAAAUGAUUUUGUAGUUAGUGGUGUAAAUGAUGGUCGCAACCUGACGGUUAGCCCAAGUGAGCCAACAUUUUAUGAGUUCAACUGGGCACCUCAAUCUCUAGAUACUGUAAUCCUCAGAGUUGAUUCAGAUGACAAUGUCUGCAUGGUUGUGUCUAUUCAAAACAUCAGCUGCCCUGUAUUUGAUUUAGAGAGAACAGUUCAAUUUGAAGGAUAUCGCCAGACUGUGACUUCUCGUGGUGGUAUUACACUUACUAGGUCCCUGUUUCCCUUAGGAUUUUACAUUGUUUUUGUGGUGAAAGGUGAUGAUUAUGACUGUACUGGUGUCUCAUCACAAGAACCAACUCAAAGGAGCAAGCGCGUUGCCUUUUCUCUACAUCCAUCCAUUGGUUAUGAGGAAUAUGUUACAGCUACAGUAUCAGCUCUCUCCAUUUAUUUGGCAAUCUACGUGAUUGCCCUACUUGUGUCAGUGGCAUACUUCUUUAAAAAGCAAAAUAAUCCUGACUUCUUCAAUUUUAUCAAUGACACUACCUCAAGUCAGGCUGGACCACCUGAUCUUGAUGCCUCCACAUCAGGAGGAAAUAUUCAACCUUAUUGCAGAAGGUGUCAUCGAGGCUUAGACACUACAUCAGAUACCACCAUUGCUCCUGACUGCGUAUCUAUGGAUUCCUCCUUGGAUGAAACUGACAUUGACACAUUAGAUGACGCAAAUUAUGACAAAGAUGUUAUACGUUCCAAAAAGAUUCUGUAUGUUUGUGAUCUUGCUCGAAAAAAUCCAAAAAUAUUGAGGAAAAAGUCCUUAAUGUACUUCUGGAACCUUUUGACUGUUGCUACAUUUUAUGCUCUGCCUGUUGUGCAAUUGGUUUUGUCUUCUCAGAUGGUUCUCCAACAAACAGGCAAUCAAGAUCUAUGUUACUACAAUUUCCUUUGUUCGUAUCCUCUGGGUUUUUUGAGUGAUUUCAACCAUGUAUUUUCAAACAUUGGCUAUUUUCUUUUAGGCCUAUUGUUUGUUAUACUUGUAUACAGACGAGACAUAAUGCAUUGUAAAGCUGCUGCAGAAAUUAGAGACUUGGACAGGUCCUUUGGUAUACCACAGCAUUAUGGACUUUUAUAUGCCAUGGGUGCUGCUUUGAUGAUGGAGGGCAUUUUAAGUGGUUGUUACCACGUGUGCCCCAAUCAUUCUAACUUCCAGUUUGAUACAAGCUUUAUGUAUGUCAUCUCUCUGCUGUGCAUGUUAAAAAUUUAUCACACACGUCAUCCAGAUAUCAAUGCUAGUGCUUAUGCCACCUUUGGAGUUCUUGCACUAGUUAUAUUAGUUGGAGUGGCUGGCAUAUUGUCUGGAACUACAUACUUUUGGGCAGCGUUCACAGUGUUGCAUGUUCUCACCUGCAUGUGGUUAUCUGGCAAGAUUUAUUACAUGGGACGGUUACGAUUUGGUUUCAGUAUGUUUAGGAGGGCAUAUAAUUUAUGCAUUCAAGAAAUAAUACCCAAUCCUUGUGCUUUCUUUAAGCCAAGAUAUCCAAGUCGUUUGGUACUCCUUAUCCUAGGAAACAUGGCCAAUUGGGGUCUUGCUGCUCUUGUCUGGAUUUAUCACCUUGACAGCAGCUUUGGAUCGUACCUUUUAGCCAUUUUCAUGGCAAACCUUAUGCUGUAUACCAUUUUCUACAUUGUUAUGAAAUUUUUGUGUGGGGAAAAGCUACUUCUGCAACCAGCCGCUUAUCUUAUACUGGCAACACUAGGAUGGGGAUCGUCUCUCUACUUUUUCUUCCAUAAGUCUAUAUCAUGGGCAGUCACACCUGCACAGUCUCGCAGCUUUAACCAACCGUGUCAGGUUAUGAAUUUUUAUGAUAAACAUGACAUUUGGCAUUUUUUAUCAGCCUUCAGUAUGUUUUUCUCCUUUAUGACAUUGCUCACUUUAGACGAUGACUUGGUUCAUGUAUCAAGAUCAAAAAUUCCUGUAUUCUAAUGGAAGACACCAGUUCUUCAUUACACUGCAGUUUGAAGAUUAUCUUCUAGAUAAAUAUAACUUUGUACAUAUUGAUAUGGUGCUGCUAGACUUGCUGAAACAAGACUGUGAUACAUUUUUUGGCCAGUAUGCCAUUAAAUUAUUUGUACAUUAUAAAGUCAAGUCUGUUGAGCAUUUUUGAGUUAUGGAACUUUUCAUGGUAAUGUGUUAAGUCCAUGCAAAGAAUUUAUUUUAUUACUGAGAUGAUUUGUAUUCUAAGAUAAUGGACUCUUCAUGAGUUCUCUUGUUCUGUGAUUGAGUGCUUCUUUUGAAUGUAUAUGCCAUAUUAGUAAAAAAAAA